Messenger RNA from Verticillium nonalfalfae, 1833 nucleotides. RefSeq lists its product as uncharacterized. The transcript has a single exon. Lineage: Eukaryota; Fungi; Ascomycota; Sordariomycetes; Glomerellales; Plectosphaerellaceae. Gene Ontology annotation, molecular function: protein binding. The record is from RefSeq and is a predicted model, not a curated record. The coding region runs from base 1 to 1833 and encodes 610 amino acids.
AUGGAAUCAUUCGCAACCCUCAAGCGUCGCACCACCGACCUGCUCCAAUCCAUCCCCCAGAACCUCCCGUCCAUGACUCUGCCGAAUGCCACCACAACUCAUGCGCCCGCCUCCCACAAGCCCAAGGGCCCUGCCCCUAUGAAGGGCACUUGGGAGAAGAUCGACAUCCCGCCGCUGCCGCUGUCCUCCCACUCCGUCAAUGUCGUCAAUGGCACGGCAUACAUCUUUGGCGGCGACACCCAGCCCGGUCGCCCUGCUACCAACGAUAUGCAUGUCGUGACCUUGCCCUACAACAGCGCCGGCGCCGAUUAUUACACUAUCAAGGCUGCACCUCCCAAGGCGUACACUCCGCCCCCCGAGUCGGCGGCCGAGCCGGAGACGGUCGCCGAGGAAAUAGCCCCGGCGGUUGAGCCGCUGGCUGCCGCAGAGCAAGCCGAGGAUGCCCCCAGCAGUGCCAAGGGAAAAGAAAGAGACCUCGACGAUGUGCCUCUCGCAUCCCCCACGACGGGAGCGGACCCCUCCUUUGACGAUGACGAUGAGGAGGAGGAGGAGGAGGAGGAGGAUGAAGUGACUCCCACUACAAGCGCUUCGGCCAAGGGCAAGCAGCCCGAGGAGCCAUUGCCCCCAAGCGCCUCACUACCGCUUGUCCCCGGCCCUCGCGCCGGCCACGCCACGGCGACGCUCGGUCAUCGUAUUUUCCUCUUCGGCGGCCGCAACCCCUCCACUGCUCAGCCGCUCAACGAAUACGGUCGUGUUUGGGUCUUUGACACUCGCACACAUGCCUGGACAUUCCUCGACCCUGUGCCUCCUGCGCCGGGUGUUACGCUGACACCAACCCCGGCCCCGCGUCACGGCCAUGCUGCGACCGCCACCGAUCGCCCCCGUGAUUUCGCUUCACGGGCUCCGAAGCGCAACCAGACUUGGAUGGCCUGGGCUCAGGGCGAUUCGGCCGAGGUCGGCACCCCGCAGGCCCCCAUUGUAGGCAACGUCGCCCUGCAUGCAACUGAUGAUGACUCCGACGGCUUUGGCACCUUCUUUGUCCACGGCGGCAUCGUUGCGCCGUCAUCUAUUGCCUCUCCCGAAGUUGCCAGCAGCGAGGAAAAACGUGCAUGCGAUCUCUGGGCCUUUGACGUUCGCUCCCGUAUCUGGAUUGAGCUUCCUGCCGCACCUGGCCCUGCUCGCGCCGGGGCAGCCAUGUGCGUCAGCAAGAGCCGCCUCUUCCGCUUCGGCGGCCAUGACGGCUCUGGCCCGAUCGGCGGCCAGCUCGACUUUGUGCAUCUCGAGGUCGAGAUGUUUGACGAUGGCAACUCACGUGGUGAGGUCUGCGUUCGCGCUCGCGGCGGCUGGCAGAGCAUCGUCGCCGGUGCAUCCGGUGGCGAGACGGAAAUUCCUCUAGUUGCUGCCCAGGAAUGGCCUGCGCCUCGAGGUUUUGCUGGGCUGGAGACCGUCACGAGCGGUGCGGGUCGCGAGUACCUCUUGCUCGUGGGUGGCGAGGCUGCUGACGGUGUUGCGGAACGCGGCCGCGAAGGAACCACAACGUCCUUCUUUAACGACGUGUGGGCAUUCCAAGUGCCGCCUCUAGGUAUGACGGCCGCGAGCGUGCGGGACGCCAUGUGGCAGGCUCUGGGUAAACCGACAGGUGAGGGCAAAUGGAACAGACUGCAGAUGGGAUCAUAUGAUGACGACAACGACGAUGGUGAGCCGCUUCCGCGAGGCUACAUUGCCACGGCGGCGAUGGGCGAGCUGGAAGAAUCGGGCAUCUUGGUCUGGGGCGGCGUUGGGUCUGGCAACAGGCAUUUGUCCGAUGGAUGGAUUCUGCGUUUGGGCGAGUGA